AUGAAUACACAAAUUUGUCAAGAUUUUAUCAGUGAACUCCACAUAGACGUCAGUCAUUUCUGUGUUGAUUUGGACAUCAGUAUUAUGGAUAGAAUACAUCGAAUUGCGGAUGCUUUAGCAGCUGCCUCUGAAGCUGUUGCUCGUUUGUCACCAUUGAAACCAACAGAUUUCAGCAAUCAUGCAGAAUGGUAUGAUACAGAUUUACGUAAUGAUGGACCAGUCCUGACAAAAUCCGACCAUUAUCACAGUGAUUAUAUUUCAGGUAAUAAGUCAUCUUCCACUGCAUAUAACAUCCCUCGUUCAUCCGAUUAUCAAUCAGAUAGUGCAGACUUAUUGAAGCCUUACUCAUCGUCAAUAAAUCUAUCUGUCAAAUGUUAUAGCUUUGAGUUUAAUCUACACUUUCCAGUACCACUAGAAGCUAUAAAAGCUGAUUGUGGUCAAAAAAUUACAGAAAUACGUUCAAAACUAUGGGGUACUGGUGAUCUUCAUAAUGUGGAUCAGUCAAAUUCUAUACAGAAUAUAUCAUGGUGGCGCAGAACACUACGUAAAGAAUAUCUUAAUGUUUUUAUGAAAAAGAUUCGUUUAACAUUGAAUAAUAAUUGUAAAAAUGUCACCUUGAAAUCACACUAUGAAAGUAACGAUCCUUUACAAGGCGGUAGUCUUCCGAAGUCUAAACUUCCUUCAUCUAUUGGUACAAAUCAUAAGAAUAGUGGGGGAAAUGAACAAGAAUUAGAGUUACUUGUUAACUCUAUUUCAAUACAUUUGGUUAGUGAUGAUGAUAACAAAAGGAUGCAGUCGAUUCCCAUUGUAUACUUUGCUUCGAAAAUCAGUCCUUUUCCUGAACCAAUCAAAAUAUGUAUACGUAUUGCUCCAAGUGGAAGAACUGAUCUUGUUGAAUGUAUCAAUGAAAAUCCAAUGAGUAAAGAUUUUGACGAUAGUACUACUACUACUACUUCUGCUACAAAUAGAGAACAACAACCUAUACAUUUUGAAGUAGGCGUUGAUUUGGCUGCACAGAAUGAAUACAAUAAUAAUAAUACUAACAACAACAACAACAAUAAUUUAUCCUCUGGACAAUCUUAUGAACAGUCAGUUGAAUGGUCUUUAUGGAAUCAAGCUAAUCCUAGACAAAAUUGUUUUAUUCCAUUAGUUAUACGAAGAAAUUUUGUUCAAGAUGCGCCUAAACCUCAUUCGAAACAGAUUACUUAUUAUCCUGGAAACAAAGCACAUAUGUCUUCUUAUCGUCAGUCGGCUAGCAUGCAUACUCAUCUCUUUGUACAUAUCAAAGUGCCUAUAGCUGAAAUUACUAUUGAAAAUAAGCAAACUGUAGAAAUACUUUGUUUACGACUUAUGUAUGAUCUUUUACUGUGGCAAUCUCUAUUACCCAAUGAUCGUCGUUUACGUGCAACAUUGAAACGUCCUGGUUAUUGGUCGAAACCAAUAGAUCCUGGUACUAGUUCACAAGUAGAUCAUCGUUAUUGGUUUUUAAGUGAUCCUGCACCAUUGGCUAGUAUAUACGCUCAUCCAGAGGCUGCACGUGCAGCUGCUGAACUUGAAGCAAUAUCACCAUUAGGUUAUCACAAUGUAUACCAUCCAAGCGGUCUGCAUUAUCAUUCAGUUAGAAGCGAUGAUGACGAUGACGAUGAAGAUGAUAGCGACGUCAUUGAUGAUGAGAUAUAUAAUAGUAAUCAUCAUCAUAGUACAGCUGCUAAUGAUGUCAACAAUUGUUAUCAAAACUAUAAUGGAGAUAAUGGAAAACAUACUAAAUGGAAAAAUACAUGGUCAAGUGAUUUACGCAAAAAUUUUAACAACAAAGCUGGUUUUAGCUCAAAUUUAUAUUCACGUCAACAUACUUCCAAUUUUAACAACACUGCUAAUACAGAAAAUAUUGGCCCGUCAACUGGUACAUCUGUUCAAUAUCAAUCGUCUAUCUGUUUCCAGUUGGAUAUCAACUCUGCACAAUUGACAACAUUUCUGCCAGAAUCAUCGCCUGAAACAUGUUUACGUGGCGAAAAAGUUAUUGUCAAUGCUACAAAUACUAUCCUUUUUGCUGAAGUUGCUCAUAAUUCUAAUCCAAAUUUAAAUUAUUUUGAAAUGGAAGUUGGUGAAUUCGACGUAUCUUAUAGUUGUAAUCCGAAUUCAAAUCCAGAUGUUCAUCAUAAUCAAUCAGAUGGUGUUAAUGCCUCAGAUUCAUCAAAAAAUAUAUGGCCUGUUCUCUGCCAUCUUUCAUGGGAUUCUAUUGGCUAUCCAUAUGGUUCAUCACUUCAUCAAGUUGGAGUGUCUAGCGGUAAUUUAUCGAAUGAACCAACUAUUAGCCUGGCUUUAGAGCAUAGACAAAUUCAUCAUUUAUCUGAAUCAGGCAAUUCUACAUACGACGAUGAAUUCAUUCUAUCUCUUCGUAUACAAGAUGUCUGCUUCAUAUAUUGGCCAUUGUUCAGUUUAAAUAAUCGUUGGGAUAUCUUUUCUAAUAUUGGUAAUCCUACCUCAACAACUUCAGGAAGCACUAAUUACACAUUUUAUACUACAACAAACAGUAAUAAUAAUAAUACUAAUAGUACUAGUAGUAACUCUGCUGGUGGUACUAGUAAUAGCUUUCAUAAUCUUAUUGGUUUACCAAAUUGGUUUCUACGAUUCUGUAGUCUAUGGCAAACACCUUCAAUGAAACAAAUUGCCCAAGAAUAUUCUAGUUAUUAUGCACCAGAUUGUUUAUUCAAUCAACAUUUACACUUUGAACGCUUAACUAUGACAUUUUCAAUGCCUUAUCCAGAAUAUUUUAAUUUAUCAACUAACAAGUCAACUAUUGUAAAUUAUCAUCAUCAAAUGAUGAUGCCUAUAUUACACUUUAUGAUUGGUUGUGAAUCAGCUAGUAUUACAGUGAAUACAGCAAUGGAAAUGCUGCUGAUGAAUCCAUCAACUCAUCAAAGCAGCAAUACUAACACUACUACUAAUAGUAAUAAUAAUAAUGGCAGUCGUGUCGAUGUACAACCUGGCAUGUUAGUUAUGGCAUUCAUUAAUAAUUUGGCUACAUUUAUAUUUCCUUUUAAGUUCACUUCAGCCAGUCUAAGUGGUAACACUAAUUCACCUAAUCUUCGUCCUUCUCCUUCAUCUUCUUCUGAUGCAAAUCAUUCUCCUCAUCCAUUGUUGAGUGAAUUUCGUAAUUGGCUCAAUACUUUAGAUUUGAAUAAAGCUGUAUGCGUGGCAAGCUUAGAUCAUUUGGAAUUCAGGUGUUUCUCAGAACCAGUUAUUUUACCAAGCACAAUUGAUACCACUAUGUACAGUAAUAAAUCAACACCGACUAUAAUGAAUCGAUUUGAUAUGCGUAUUACAAAUAAUCUUUUAAAGAUUAAUACCUGUGCAGAUAGUUUAGUUGUCUUGCAUAAACUAGUUGAAUUGUUUACUAUCACUGAUUCGAAUUGUCUGUCUACACAUCAUCAUCACCAUCAUCUAUCUCCGAAUGUUGUAAAACCGUCCACGUCGGGUACAAUUGACUCCGGUGUUAAACAAUUCUAUGCACCAAGUUCAAGUGUGUCCAGUCCAAUUCAUUUGCAUUGUUCGCGGAACAUACUUGAUAAUAUAGGUAAAAGUGGUUCAGGAAGUAGUUUAGAUCUUAUACAAGAUGCUAUAUCUGAUGUUGAAUCUGUGCCAUCAUCACCAUACAAAACAUUUAUUCCUAAAAGGUCGUCAGCUGUUGAUAUUCCAUCAAAUACUUCAGUAUAUUCACCGAAAAAGAAUGACCAACUGCUGAGAGGUGUUGAGUACAAAUCUUCUUCGAAUGAUAGCUCCACACCACCACAACCAUGUCGUACUGUACACAACAAUACCAGUGGUAAUAAUAAUAAUAUCAGACGAAAGUCAAGUAAUUCAACAAUAGAUGUACAGUCACCAGCUUCAUCCAACCUUACCAAUUCACCAACUAGGAAUACUUCACCAACUACCGACAAAUAUAAGACACUACCGUCAGUUAACAAAAGUCGUCUGUAUCCAGAUUUAUCUGAUCAUUUGAAAUCGAUUUCAGACGAUACGCGUAAUAAUUCUCAAUCAUCAAGUCUUACUGAUGAUUUUGUAUUUAUUGAUCCAUCGACUGUGCCUGCCUUAAAUUAUUAUUCAACACCGAAAGAGAAAAUCCGUUGUCUACUUCAACCAAAUGUGAAGUCGUCCAACACCACUUCUGAUCAAGUAUCAUUUCCAAAUUUUGAUAUACAUGAAAAUUUCUAUAGUCCGCCGAGUUCAACUGCACAAAGUAGUAGAAGUCAUUUAGUUAACCAAUGGAAUCGUUUAUUUACAGAUCCUGUGAAAAUAUAUCCACGUCCUUUAAUAGCUAUAACAUUGUAUGAUGUUUCUUUUGAAUGGAAUAUAUACGGUGGCAAUGAUUUACUGCCUUUGUCGUCAGUAUUACCAGGCAAUAUUCCUGUGAAUGAACCAUCUAUUCCCGUUAGACCUCAGGCUAAAUCUACACUAUCCAUAGCAUCACCGUUAAGAGAUUCAUCAGAAAUAUUGAUAACUCCAUCCCAUUCAAGUGAAUCAUUAAAUAAUCAUAAGUGUAUGUCAAAUACACGAUCUGCUGUUAGCACUACUGCUAUCAAUAACCUUAAUAACAGUGGUGGAAAUAUUUCAUCAUCUCCAAGUCAAAUGACAAAAUUAUGCCCAAAACCAGGUUAUCGUUUCCGGCACGGUCGACCAGUUAUACAAAAACCAGCCAGUGUUAGUAAUAUUGGCGUAAAUUCAGCUGAAUCAAACUCAGAGCAUGUUUCAUUGAAACUACCGACAAGUGAUGCUAAGAAAGGCAUUCGUUCUCGUCAGUUAUUAUAUUCACAAGGUGGAUCAGGACGCCAACUUGAUAAUUGUAUUUCAUUCAAUAUCUCCAAGUUGUACUUUCGUCAUGCAAAGUUUCCGCCCCGGAUGAAGAAAUUUAUCAAUCAGCAUAAUCAGCAGCAGCAACAGCAACAGUCGAAUUCACCGCAGAAUUUAUUCAAUCUUACUGUUGAUCCCUAUCAACGUUUAAUUAUUCAUAUCUCGAAUGUUGUUAUACUAGAUCGUGUAAUGAAUUCAAAUGUCAAUCAAUUGUUAUAUUCUUAUAAUAAAACCUAUUCAACAAGUACAAAUUUACUACCGCACAAUUUGAAUACACCAAUGUUACGUAUGGUAGUUGUUUGUUGGCCGGUUGUAUCACAUCAAAUAGAACAGGAUAGUAUUAUUCGUCCACAACAACAGCAACAAACUGAGAAAAAAAUUGCUUCAGGUGAAAUAGAAGGCGAAGAUGACUCUUCGGUUGAUGAUGCUGAUGAUGACUUCAGAAAGGAAGUAGCCAACAAUUCCGUACAAUCAUCAAAUUCAAAAGUGGAGUAUAUUUAUUUACCGCAACCAGAUAAUCUUGAAGUUGAAGUGAAAUUAUCUGUUCAACCAUUGAAGAUCAAUUUAGAUCAAUAUACAUUAUUAUUUUUAUAUGAAUAUCAAGAAAAUUUCAAAAGAUAUCUUACUGCCUCUUCAAGAGAGUCAGACAACUUUCAAAUGGGUCAGUCUGUUUCAAGUUUAGAGUUGAAAUCAUCGCCUACAUCAGUAUGUACACAAUAUGGUCAAACAAUAAAUUCAACUGUAAUAAAUAAUAUCAAUACAGUUAGUGGUAGUCCAUCACAAUCACAUGUAAAUUAUUCCAAUGAUAAUAUUACUGGAACACCUCAAUCGAAUCAAAUUAGCUCUGCUCGUCCAGUAUAUUCAUCAAUAGAUCUCAUUGAAUCUAGUCAACCAGUUUUAUUUAUAAGGAAAGUUACAUUUUACCCUGAUCUGCCAAUUCAUCUUGACUAUCAUGGAAGACGUUUAGAUUUAAGUGGUGGUUCAUUUCACGGUUUACUAGCAAUGCUACUACAAUUGACCAAUGCUGAAUUCACUAUUCCUCGACGUGUUUACCAACGUGGUUAUCAAAGUUUAGAUCGGUUAAUUGAAGAAGUUGUAGAAGACAUAAGCGCCAUAUUAUCAUCACAACUACCACAUGCUAUUGUAACUAGUUUAGGUCCUAUGCAUGAAGUUACACAAUUUCUUCUUGGUUUAUGGGAUUUAAUUUAUCAACCUGUAUGCAGUCUAUACGGGACUGCUGAACUGCCUAAUACACCAUUGGAUCCUAGUCAUAUUAGCACAGCAGUUUGUAAAUUAGGCCUGUUUAAAAAACCUCAGCGAAUACGUGAUGAUACUCGUCGAAGUGGGGAAUAUUUAUCUUCAGAAGCAUCGCAUAGUAUCAGUAGAGGUGGAAUUAUUCAUGGUCUACGACGAGGUACACGAUCAUUUUCAACAAGUACUUUGUGGGCAACUUUACAGUUAACAAUUCAAGGCAUCAGAGCUGUACAGUCUGUUGCAGAAACAGCCUAUGAUUUAGUAACACCAGGACCAGCUUUACGAAGUCGACGAUUACAUUUGAGGCAACCAGCUGAUAUACGUGAAGGAUUUGGUAAUGCUGUGAAUGUAAUGACAAGAGGUUUUCAAAUGGUAGCAGAAGAUUUAUGCGGUGCAACUGUUUUACCAUCUGAAGUUGAAAUUGGAUAUAAAGGUCCUGUCGGAAUGGUUGGUGAUGUAUUACGUCAGAUACCGCCGACUAUGGUUACACCUAUUGUAGCCGGUUGUGAGGUGACCGCCAAUAUUCUCGGAGGGUUACGUAAUCAACUAAGACCUGAAGCUAAAGUUGAAGAUGAACAAAAAUGGAAAAAUACUUAUGGUUUAUAAAGGAAAUAAAUAAAGUUAAUCAUCACAUGCAUACACACAUAUGUAUCUUAUUGUAGUUGUUCUUAUCUCUUGUCACAGAUAGAUAGAGACACACACUCACACAUACGCCUACAUAUAAGCACCAAGACACACACAGUAGAGAAUGAAGCACUCUCUCUCUCUCUGUCGCUCCCCGUCUUGAACAUUUCUAUUUAGCUUUUACAAAUGAAUGUGUAUAAAAACUUUGAAAUUAUUAACUUCUACUUGCCCAUUUUAUAUACUACUACCACCACCACUUAAUCCAAUCCUUCCACCAUGAUCAUCAAUGAAUGUGAACCAGUCGAUAACAGAUUAUGAAUUCAUUUAUUAUAGCUUAUUGAUACAUAACACUGUUGUUUUGUUUUGUCUUUUUUUUAUAAUGAAUCGACAUUUUUAACCAUCCAGUGUUGCACAAAUGGAAUGUCUUUCGUUAUUUUGUUUUCAUUUUGGUUGUUUGUUUAUUUUUUCUUUCACCUGUUGUUCUCAAUGAUUUCUGUUUGUUUGUUUGUUUGUAAUGCCUAAAGGUGGUGAUACUGUAAAUUCUGUUGCCUUUUUUUUAAUAAAUAUCAUUGUUGUAGAGUUUAUAAUGUCUAGUAUCAGUUUGUAUGGAACACAUCGUGCAUCAUCAGCCUCAUUGUUUCUUUUUUUCCCGAUUUGUUCAGUUUUCACUUUUGUCACUUUUUGCCUUUUCUCUCGCUCUCUCUCUCUCUCUCCUUUAAUGAAUGAGAUACUUUUUCUUUUCUCUCACUCACUUUUCAGUUAUGCUUUAAAAGUUUUGACAACAACAAACAAUAAAAAUGAAAGAAGAUUUCAUAUCUUGUGAAAUAUAUACAUAUAUGUAUGUAUAUAUAUAUAUAUAUAUAUGUAUACAAUUGUUAAGCUCGUUGUUAAUAUACAUUUAUAUUGAUUGAUCCAUAUAUCCUUGAGUAAAGUGAGAAUUCUCUUCUGUGUAUACAACUUUGAUACACUUUGAAUUUCUUGUAUUGGUUCCUAGGCCUGGUUGGGGAGGGGGGCUGCCUUCUAUCAAUCAGACUAGUCUGCGAGACGUGGUCACCUAGCUAGCUAAAUACACCUCGAAUCCGUGGUAGGUAGUCGUGGGUAGUCGUGGGAGUGCGGUUCGCACUAAAGUCUAGGUUCAGAGCGGCAACAACAACAACAACUAUUAUAAGUCUUAGUGAUAUUGAAUAG
This is a messenger RNA of Trichobilharzia szidati, 7917 nucleotides long. NCBI's taxonomy places the organism in Eukaryota, Metazoa, Platyhelminthes, Trematoda, Strigeidida, Schistosomatidae. The record is from the annotation of a GenBank genome assembly.